Molecule: messenger RNA, 2477 nt
Organism: Ctenopharyngodon idella (grass carp)
Lineage: Eukaryota; Metazoa; Chordata; Actinopteri; Cypriniformes; Xenocyprididae
Gene: igbp1
Product: immunoglobulin (CD79A) binding protein 1
Exons: 6
Coding region: 55-1113 (352 amino acids)
Biological process (GO): regulation of dephosphorylation; regulation of signal transduction
Cellular component (GO): cytosol
Molecular function (GO): protein phosphatase 2A binding
Source: RefSeq, a predicted model, not a curated record
UCAAAGAACAGGAACCGACGGAAGCCGAGUUGGGUCUUAAAUACGCUUUGAGAAAUGGCGGCUGCUGAAGACACAAACAGUACACAAAACCCCAGUGGUUCAGAUGCUCCGAAGCUGUCGGAUUUACUGGACCGGGGUUGGAAGCUGUAUGAUGAGGUGGACACCACGAAUGAGUCGAGCAGCUCCAACGCAGUACAGGUGAAAGUAAAGCGCGGCAUCAUGCAACUGGAAGAGGCGACGAGGAUGGUCAAUCAGCUGAAUCUGUUCAGUCGUAAUGAGGCACUGGAAGAGAUCCCCACCACCGACCUGAAGUACCUGCUGUUGCCGGCUCUGCUGGGAGCGCUCACCAUGAAACAAGUGAACCCCAGCAAACGGCUGGAGCACGUGCAGGCGGCCCACGUCUACUUCAGGGACUUCCUCCAGAGGUGCAAGGACUAUGACAUAUGUAGUUUUCAGCUGCCCAGAGCCAGUGAGAACACAACAGAUACUCCUACUGAGGAGCGGAUGAAUCCAUCAGUCCCCAUGCCAAUGUCACAGCCAGACCUUAUCGCCAUGGCAACACAAAGACAAGCCAAAAUAGAGAGGUUUAAUCAGCGUAAGGAGACAGAAGCCAAGCUGAGUGAGAUCAGAGGACUAGUUGAAUCUGGUUCAGCUGAUGAAGAGGUGGUGAGAGAUUUUUACCUGCUGCAUGUGCGCAGGUGGGUGACACUAGCACUUGAGGAGAUCGACUCCAUUAACCAGGAGAUAGAGAUACUGAAACGGAUGGAGCUUUUCAAGCAGAGCGCCCCUCAGCCAUCCCCACCCAAAAGACCGCCCAUGAAGCCUUUUAUCCUGACUAAGGAUGCUAUACAGGCAAAAGUGUUUGGUGCGGGGUAUCCCAGCCUUGCCACCAUGACAGUGGACGAAUGGUAUGACCAACACCGGCGACAAGGAUGUUUACCAGACCAGGGCAUACCACGCAGCGCAGAUGGCAAUGCAGAGGAGGACGAGAGAGCCGAAAGAGAGAGGAAGGAAGAAAACGAUGAUGAAGAGGCACUGCAGAAGGCACGUGACUGGGACGACUGGAAGGACACACACCGGAGAGGAUAUGGCAACCGCAAGAACAUGGGCUGAUCUGAUCUCAUGCACGCACAUAUACACACGCACACACAUAUGCGCAUCCCUUCAGUUCCCACAAAUAAAUGCUGUUCCCAAUGCUGCCAAUGUGACAUGGACACAACAGAGAAUGGAGCUGUAGCGGUUAGUUAAUUUGGUUACUUUUUUUUUCCUAAACCGAGUUUGCAUAUUUGACAUUCUUUUAAAUGUCUCUUUGUAAAUCUUAAAUGAUGAGACCUUAAGCCCCUGAGCAUCUAUAAAGAUGGAUGUUUGAGCCUCCUCAUUGCAUCGCUCCACGUAAUUUUUUCCCACAUGGUUAAAUGUUUGCCUUUUCAUGGAUGUUGUUUUGAGUGCAAGAUUUCUACGGAAGUGUUCCCUGUAUCGUUAGCUUUUAAAUUCAAAAUCCGUCAACUCAGAAGGACGUUGUCACCCACAUAAUUACACCUUAUGUGCUGUUUGAUUUGGAGCCAGAUAAGACUGCAUGUUCUUUAACUAUUAGCAGAUAUUACUAGGCCUCGUUGUCUGGUUCAGAUGAGCUACUUCAGCGAAGACUGUUCAGCAAGAGCAAUUAGAACAAGUAUCAGCACUUGCUUGGAUCUGACACUGAUUAAUGUGGUCAGAAUUGCUGAAGAAACUGUGGGACAUUGGAACAAAUUGUCUAGAAUGCCUUUUUAUUCUGAAAUUUAUUUAUUGCAUUAUCUGGAAAUUUUGCUUUUCUUUAGACAAAUCUUUGUAAGGUCAACCUCCUGUUCUUGAGUAAACAUAAAGAAAAAUCACCUAUAAACAGCCUUUUUCUUCUCACUUCUGUUACAUGUAAUCUGAGAUGUAUUAAAUUACAAAACGUAUACGUUAUUAGUAGACAACACAUUUCAGUAUAGGUUUAUUAUCAGCAUAAUUUGAGAGAUGCAUUGAAUUGAAAAAUUAACAUGAAUUUUUGAGGAUUUGGUAUGUCCUCUGGUUUUAAUGACAGCUCUACAAAUGCAAAACCCAAUUGUCCAUAUUGUAGCAUGAUUUUACAAAACGACAACCAAAAAAUCUGAGCUUUUCUAUAUGUGCCGUUCAUUGAGAAUGCCUUUUAAAUUUCACUUACAUUUUAAUUUGGUAGCAAACAGGAUGCAGAACUGCAAUCUGUAUUUGAAUGUAGGAAAGUAUAAAACUUUUUAGUAAUACUUAUCAUUUUUUUUAAACGUAUUAACCAUAAACAUGUAGUGAUCAAUGUUUUAAAGCUAAAUACCAUAAAAAGAACGUUUGCUUGAGACAAUUUUUUUUUUUUUUAAAUUCCGGUUCAGUAAAUUCCCCAGGAUCUCUUCCUGUUCAACAUCCUGUGUGGUACAGUGUUUAUUAUAUAACUUUUUUUUUUUUUUUUUUUUUCAUGUUCAAAA